Mauremys reevesii (Reeves's turtle) is the source of this 3865-nucleotide messenger RNA. RefSeq names its product MOB-like protein phocein. The coding region runs from base 215 to 892 and encodes 225 amino acids. The transcript has 8 exons. Gene Ontology annotation, cellular component: cytoplasm; mitochondrial matrix. NCBI's taxonomy places the organism in Eukaryota, Metazoa, Chordata, Testudines, Geoemydidae. The record is from RefSeq and is a predicted model, not a curated record. Gene Ontology annotation, molecular function: ATP binding; protein folding chaperone; metal ion binding.
ACCGGCUCUUCCGCCUGCCUCCCUCCGCGGAAACUGCUUCACCCACAACCCCCCCACUCCGCCCCUUUCUGGUCGUCACGCGGGCUGUUCCAUCUUCUUUCCCCCCUCCCCCCACCAGCUGUUCCCGAGCCUCCCUCCCUCUGCUCCCGCCGCGCCUGUUCCUCCCCCUCUUCGUCAGCGGCCGCCGCAUCCGGGUCCUGGCGCCGCUGUCACUAUGGUCAUGGCGGAGGGGACGGCAGUGCUGAGGCGGAACAGGCCGGGCACCAAGGCCCAGGAUUUUUACAAUUGGCCUGAUGAAUCCUUUGAAGAAAUGGAUAGCACACUAGCUGUUCAACAGUAUAUCCAACAAAACAUAAGGGCAGACUGUUCUAACAUUGACAAAAUCCUGGAACCUCCUGAAGGGCAGGAUGAAGGUGUAUGGAAGUAUGAACAUUUACGACAAUUCUGUCUCGAGCUCAAUGGACUUGCUGUCAAGCUUCAGAGUGAAUGCCACCCAGAUACAUGCACUCAGAUGACAGCAACUGAACAAUGGAUUUUCCUUUGUGCAGCCCAUAAAACUCCCAAAGAGUGUCCUGCUAUAGACUACACCAGGCACACGCUUGAUGGAGCAGCAUGUCUUCUGAAUAGCAAUAAAUAUUUCCCCAGCAGGGUUAGCAUAAAGGAAUCCUCUGUAGCCAAACUAGGAUCAGUGUGUCGUAGGAUUUACAGAAUAUUUUCCCAUGCGUAUUUUCAUCAUCGGCAGAUAUUUGAUGAAUAUGAAAAUGAAACCUUUUUGUGUCACCGGUUCACUAAAUUUGUGAUGAAAUAUAAUUUGAUGUCCAAGGAUAACCUGAUUGUACCAAUUUUGGAAGAGGAGGUGCAGAAUUCAGUGUCUGGGGAAAGUGAGGCAUGAUGGGAAUUGUGGUACAGAAAGCAACUGUACUAAACACACAAUUGACAUUAUGUACUGUAUAUAUCAUUUUAGACACUCAAUCAUGUAUCCUUAUUAUAGCUUUGUUUAGUAUACUUUUGUAUGCUGUGUGCAUUGCCUUUUAAUAUGGGAAAUACUUUAAGUUAUUCAUGAACUGUAUAUUCAUCAAUGUGGCACUCAUGGUUUUUAAAUAAAAUUAGUAUUAUCUGUUUAUAAUACCUGUUAAUAAAAGAAUUACAGUUGUGUAAAAUUGCUGCUAAACAAUCAUUGGAUCACAAUCCUCAAAUGUGUCUGAUUAAAAAAGAUAAGUGAGACUAAGUUUUCACACAAGCCAUUUUCUAAUGAAAUAGCAACGUUAGCCUUAGUUCUGAGUUUAAUACGUACCUUAAAUUUAGAAUCCUGCAGGAAGGUCCUUGUAAUGUAGCUUAUUCCUAAUUUUAGCUUUUACUUUUUUUAAAAGAACUCAUUUGUUUCUAAGUUUUACUUCUGCUUUUGGGCGUGCGUAUAUAGUAUUAACUAUUCUUGUAUGUGUAUAUCCAAAUAUUAAACACAACUACAGGUAUUAGUAAUACCAAAAGGAUAACUUUAUUAUGCUACCAAAAGUAUAUUUUUGAUCUAUAUGAGAGACAGUUGUGUACUUUUUGGACUUGCCUUUCUGUAACAGUGGAGGCCUGUAUACAUCAUGGAAGCGAUGUGUUGAGCUUAAGUCAAGGAAAGAUUAUUUUUUUCUUAUGAAAAUCCUCCACUUUCGUUCCUCCCAUGACUUCUCAAAAGAAUAGCAGUGGCUGAAAAUAACCUUUGCUCUUGGCUAUAGUAAGGUACUUAGUGGUUUUAUACCUGUGCAUAUCUAUAGUAACUGCUUACAGAUUAUACCUCAGUGUUCAUAUUACACUACAGAACAAUGUACUAGCAUAGUCUUGUUUAUUGUCUUAGCAAAAAAAUUGAACUCUAGCCUUGCAAUACUUUUGAUUCAUGUUGAGAGUAUGAUUAACAAUGUGCUUUCAUCCAUUCACCUGGAUUGUAUACACUCUGAGAUUAAAUACAUCCAUAAUUGGAGUUGUUUGCAGAUUUGCAAUAACUCAUAAGUUCCAUGAGUGCUGCUUAAUGGUGUUGAACUGUCCAGAAUUUGAUUAGAAUUAAAUGUUUUAAAGAUUAUUCUAGCAGACUUACUGUUAAUGGUGUACAUAAAUGAAGAGAGUCUAAAAUCACUAGCAGUGUUCUUAUAUUAAAUGGAUCUUGCCUAGAUAAAGUAAGUUUUGUGGCUUCUUCACACAGUAGAGACUUAUGUUGUCAGGGGCCUGUUCAUGUAUUGAAACAGGUUAAAGUGUUGGGCUUAGUGGGCCAAGCCAUUUAUCUAAACUAUACUUCCUCUUGAAGGUAUGGUUACCUGGGAAUGAGAGCUAAUUUAUUUUUAAAUAGUAAUUUAUUCAAAAUAUACUGAACAUGCCUUAAGUAGUUAAAUACAAAAUAUUACAAGUCAAGUAUACCCUAAGCAACUGUACUAUCUGGAUAUAAAGGGAAUUUAAACAAUGAGAACAUGGAGAGAUAAAGGUCUUAAAUUGCUUCUACAGUGCUGCCUUCUUGGGCAGAUAUUUUUGUGUGUGUUUUAAUUUUUAAAAUUGUUUUUAAUGGUCAGCAGGGUCACUGCAUCAGAUGCAGUCUUAGUAACUAGCUUUAGCCAUUGUGUUUGCACACUUGAGGUUUAUCUUAUACAGAUCAGAUGACUUGAUUUGAUAUCUUGAAAUUUGUCCUGAGGGUAGAGGAUUACACUUUGGAGGUAAUAAGAUGUAUUUAGCUUUGUAACAAUCUGCUGUUGCAAGAUGGACCCUAGUACAUUUCUGUUGUACAGCCACUUUGACAAACUUAUAUUGGCCUGGGAUAGGCAAAAAGCUGGUGCUCUUCACUACUAAACAUUUUUUGUAAAAUUGAAGAUAGUGGAGCGGUGCUCAGAACUUCAUUAAAACCUGAGACUUCUCUCUUCCCCUUCUCUCAUGCUUUGAGUUCUAGUAAGAGCCUCCAGAACUGUUAAUCUUGUUUGUUCUCAUUCACAUAAUUGUCAUACUGUAAAGCUGACUUACUAAUAUCUACACAGAAUAUAAAAGGCCUCAGUGAAACACUGCUUAUAUUUUCCUUGCUACUGUUUAUGUGAGUACUCUGACAGUGUACAUACACGAGCCAUAAAACUUCAGUUAGCCUAAGCAAACCAUUGACUUGUUUAGUAAAUAUUUUAAUGGUUUCACUUACGAAUUUACAUUCUACAUAAUAAGGAAAUUGAGCUACAUUUGUCUUUUGAAAUAAGUUUUAGAACCAAGCGGCUAAAAUUAAAAGUCUUUUUACAUACCAAUAUAUUUUGCUACUUGGUUCUCUUUUUUUUUCUUCCAAGAAUGCAGAUAACUGGACACUUCAUGCUGUCUAGACUAAGUUCUGUGCUCUCUCAACUCUGGAUACAAAAUAUGUUUUGAGGUCAAAUAAUAUUUCUUGUUUAAGAAUGUAGAAAUGUUGUGAUUUAUUCACAAAUCUGUUACUGUUCCCAGAGGCUGGAGCUAGAAUUUGCAUUUAUGCCCUGUCUUGCUUCAGUCAAGAGCUAAAUGAUUCUAGAAUACAAAGAAGGUUAAGAAAAUUCCUUUCAUAGACCUUCUCCCUAGGCAUUAUUAAUACAAACAUCUAAGUAAGUGGCCUAAUUAUGAGCAAAGGACAGUUUUCAUUGUUUUUCCCUGAACGUUCUGUGUCUCCUCUGAUUCAUGGUUUGAUUUGUAUUACUUAGCCACAGUAAUUCUGCUAGUCAACAUCAAACAGAUAUGAAGAGAUUUUAAUUCAAAAUGUCAUGCCAAUUGUUUGCUUGGACAAAGCAAAUCAGUAUUGAAAAAUCAAAAUUCCAACUACCCUUCCAUUCUGUGGACUAAGCAGCUGGGAAUUAUUAAACAGCAACCUGACUCCUCUUUGCUCAGAAGAGCA